Messenger RNA from Anguilla rostrata (American eel), 2246 nucleotides. RefSeq names its product gap junction protein alpha 4 (gene gja4). NCBI's taxonomy places the organism in Eukaryota, Metazoa, Chordata, Actinopteri, Anguilliformes, Anguillidae. The record is from RefSeq and is a predicted model, not a curated record. Gene Ontology annotation, molecular function: gap junction channel activity. Gene Ontology annotation, cellular component: connexin complex. The coding region runs from base 173 to 1282 and encodes 369 amino acids. Gene Ontology annotation, biological process: cell-cell signaling. The transcript has 2 exons.
AAGCCAUGGGAAAAUUGUUUUUUCUUUCCGAUUACAGUACCCUUAAAUACACAGUCCAAACCACUGGCAGUCAGUGGAAUUUUACAAAGCUGCCUUUCACUUGGAAUAUCGAGAAACGAGGGGAUUGGGGUUACAACCACAACUUAAAGAAAGAGACAGGGUGCGGGUGCAGAUGAUGUCCAGAGCUGACUGGGGUUUUCUGGAGCGUUUCCUGGAGGAGGGACAGGAGUACUCGACGGGGAUUGGACGGGUGUGGCUGACCGUGCUCUUCCUGUUUCGCAUGCUGAUCCUGGGCACGGCCGCGGAGUCCGCCUGGGACGACGAGCAGUCCGACUUCGUCUGCAACACCCAGCAGCCCGGCUGCGAGCUGGCCUGCUACGACCGCGCCUUCCCCAUCUCCCACUUCCGCUUCUUUGUCCUGCAGGUCAUCUUCGUCUCCACGCCCACCAUCUUCUAUUUCAUCUACGUGGCCCUGCGCAUGGGCUGGGAGAGGAAGCGCGAGGUGGAGGAGGCGGGGAGGAGGAGGGCGGAGGAGGGACGGGCGAGCCCCGACGAGGGGGCGCGGGGGGCCGGGAAGGCGGGCGGCGAGGAAGGGGAGGCGAAGGGCGUGAGAGGCGAGCAGGGCAACGAGCGGCGGGAGAGACCCAAGCUGAAGGGCAAACUGCUGUGUGCGUACACGCUCAGCAUCCUCCUCAAAGUGCUGCUGGAGGCGGGCUUCAUCCUGGGGCUGUGGUUCCUCUACGGCUUCGUCGUCCACGCCAAGUACGUGUGCCAGCGCCCGCCCUGCCCCCACAAGGUGGACUGCUUCGUCUCCAGGCCCACUGAGAAGACCAUCUUCACUGUGUACAUGCAGGCCAUCGCCGGGGUCUCCAUGCUCCUCAACGUCGUGGAAUUUUUCUACCUUGCGCAGCACGCCGUCACCCACUACCUGGAGAAGAAGUACCUGGGCAAAACUCCAGUCACUCUGCAAAUAGACAGAGAGCCCUCACAGCUGGACCUGCCCAGGGAGUCCGCUGUGCACUACCAGGAGAAGGGACACCUGUGCCUGCCUGGGGCUGGGUUUCCCCAGCCGUACCAGGAGUACGUGGAACCCGAAAUUGAGCUCAGCUGGGGUGUCGGAGACCAGGGGACGACCGAAGGCUCACUCUCAAACCCGCUCCCCAGCUAUUCGACUUGCAUGAGGGCCAUGAAAUCCACUUCGAACAGAGCGUCCUCAAAGGCAUCCUCUCAUAGAGAACAAAGCAAGAGGUCAAAGAAAGGGAAUUUGAAACAAUAUGUCUGAAACCUGUGAACUCAUUGGAGAGCUCCUGCUCUCCUUAAAAUGUGAAGACAGCAGUAGGUUGAGGAGGGGGGCCAAACAGAAUCUUAGUGAGGAGCAGGGAGCAAUGCCUUGCAUGUCAAUCUGUGUGUGCGUGCAUGUGUGUGUGCGUGUGUGCGUGUGUGCAGGAACACGUUAUCAUGUCCUAAGGGAUUAAAGUGAUGUUGGAGUCCUUUCCUUGUUUGGCUCAAGUUACGCCCUCUGGUCUGAAAUCCCCACGGGUUCAGUAGCCAAAACCAGAGCAUUUCCCCAGGAGUGAACUGGCUUGAACUGACGUCCAUGAAUGAGGUGGAACUGUGCCAAACCAUGGUGCUCUUCAGAGCUGUGUUUUUUGUGACUAAGGUUAAGAAAUGCAUCAUGGAAAAACACUGGGGGAAACUUUGAAAUUUGCUCCUAAGAAUAACUAUUCUGAAUGUAAUAUAUUUGAGAUACACUAAAGAUUCACUGUGAGUUAUGUGGGUAUAAAGCCAGGCAAAGGAUCUUUCCAUUAUAUUAGCCAUUUACUCAACAGAUGGCCUUAUCCGGAGUGACAAAUGACACUGUGCACAUUACCCACUUAUAUGGCUAUAUAUUUACUGAAACAAUUCAUUAUCUUGUGCAAGGGCACAGCAGUAGUGUUCCCCUCAGGAUUUGAACACACAACCAUCUGAUGUCCUACUGAUGUGCUACUGCUACUAAUUCAAAUGAAGAUUGCAAAUAUGGUACAGCAACAAAUGUUUUAUGUACUUUUAGGAAGCUUGGGGAAAAAAAUAGUUGAUGGGAACUGAAGUCAUCCCAAGUUUGAAGUUUAUCCUGUGAGUAAUAUUGACAGAAUGAUUUAUUGAGAAAUGCCAUUGUAAGAUUUGUUUGUUAAAAUGCAUAUUUAUUUUCUAAGAUUAUAAUAAAGGUAUUUUUUGUAUCAAAACAAUAAGUAAAAUUCCUAAACCUA